Molecule: messenger RNA, 628 nt
Organism: Zeugodacus cucurbitae (melon fly)
Lineage: Eukaryota; Metazoa; Arthropoda; Insecta; Diptera; Tephritidae
Exons: 2
Coding region: 90-398 (102 amino acids)
Source: RefSeq, a predicted model, not a curated record
GCCAAACAAUCAGAAAACAACGUGUUACAUCUACUAAAUAUAUUCAAACAUAAACAAUCAACUGAAGCUGAAUUAUUAUAAAUAUUAAAAUGGUCCAGGGAAAGUUUAAAAAAGCCAAAUUACCAGCCAGCGUUCAAAAGAAAGAAAAGCAGAAAAACGAGAAGGCAUUUACGAGGAGAUCCAAUGCACCAAUUCAGCCGAAAAAGGCCAAAUUCAAUGAACAGCAAAAAAUAAAAAAUGCCAUUUCAAAAACUGUAAACAAAUCAGUUGAAAAUGAAUUGCGCUCCCGUGCUGUUGAGGGAAAAAUUAAACUGAGCAAAGCACAGGAAGCGGUGGCAAAGCAUCAUCAGGCGAAGGCUGCAGCGGAGGCUGGCUCUUCAACAUCCGCGUCGUCUUAACUGCGUUAUUUUGGUUAAUUUCUUAUAGUUAAAUUCCAAUUUUGAUUGGUUAUUAUAAUAGGAAAUUAUGAAUUCAAUUGUAUAAAUGCACAAAUACACACAGUGCACACAGUGUAUUUACUUACAUACAAACAUGUAUGUAUAUAUAUAUUUGUGUAUUUAUAUAGAAAAUUGUAUUUAUGCCUUUUAUAAUUGUUAAUUAAAAUAAUAUUAAGAAGUAUUAAUCAUAA